Molecule: messenger RNA, 1731 nt
Organism: Marasmius oreades (fairy-ring Marasmius)
Lineage: Eukaryota; Fungi; Basidiomycota; Agaricomycetes; Agaricales; Marasmiaceae
Exons: 7
Coding region: 91-1218 (375 amino acids)
Biological process (GO): mRNA splicing, via spliceosome
Cellular component (GO): nucleus
Molecular function (GO): RNA lariat debranching enzyme activity
Source: RefSeq, a predicted model, not a curated record
UUGUGGACCAGUGUGGACCUACUAGCCUGGCUAGCCGAUCUGUACUGAGUCAUAGCUCGGAGUUUGAAUCUCUGGGGACCAAGGGGGACGAUGCCCUCCACUCCGGGUACGCACAGACUACUGGAGUGGACCAUGGUCGUGUUGCACAGAUUAGCAUCGAACGUGAGAAUUUGCGUAAAGUCAACGCGACGUUUCACCACCACCAGGCUCAACUCGAAAAUAUACGCACAACGUGCAAGGGAAACGAGACCAGGAACCAUGAAAGUAGCCGUGGAAGGAUGCUGUCACGGUGAAUUAGACAAUAUUUACAAGCACAUAGAAAUGCUCGAAAAGAAGAACCAAUACAACGUCGACCUCCUUCUAAUAUGUGGAGACUUCCAAGCAGUCCGUAAUCACCAGGACUUACAGUGUAUGGCGGUUCCAGACAAAUACAAGCACCUCCAAACCUUUCAUAAAUAUUACACAGGAGAGAAAAAGGCACCUGUGCUAACGGUUAUCAUCGGAGGGAAUCAUGAAGCGUCAAACUAUAUGUGGGAGUUGUAUCAUGGAGGCUGGUUAGCUCCUAAUAUCUACUUUCUCGGUCAUGCUGGAAGCGUGCUUUUCGGUGGUCUUCGUAUCAGCGGUGCAUCGGGCAUUUUCAAGGACUACAAUUUUCCGUCAGGUUACUUUGAAAGGAUGCCUUACGACCGCAGCGCCGUUCGGAGCAUCUACCACAUUCGGGAAUUCAACGUUCGUAAACUUUCUCUGUUACCCAGCCCGAACAUAUUCUUAUCUCAUGACUGGCCAGCCGGUAUCGAUCAGUAUGGAGACUUCCGUGCAUUAUUACGACGAAAACCACACUUUAGAGAAGAAAUAGAAAGGGGGAGUUUAGGCUCACCACCUCUCAUGGGGUUGCUUCAUACCCUUCAACCGGAGUGGUGGUUCGCUGCGCACAUGCAUUGUCGGUUUGAUGCAACCGUGGUUCACCCAAAUGUAGAAGAUGCACUUUCCGUGAGCGCGAACCCUGACGAAAUAUCUAUCGAAGAGGACUUCGAGUAUGCGGCCGGUAGCCCAUCGGCGGCUCAACCCCGGGUUGCGAGCAAUCCUGAUGAGAUUGCACUGGAAGACGAAGAAGAGGCCGUUGUUCCUGUCCCAGCUGCAAAAUCUCCGCCCGCUGUGACUCGGUUCAUUGCGUUGGACAAGUGUCUCCCCAGGCGUGACUUCCUUGAAGUACGCUAAUAGAUCAAUAAUGUUCUUCUACUGACAUUUUCGAAGGUCGUAAACAUAUCGACAAAUUCCCAGCGUUCUGCGGAGCUAUGCUUUGAUCCAGAAUGGCUUGCAAUUACUCGCGCGUUUCAUCCUUGGUUCUCCCUCACAAAGUCUCAGAAACCAUUCCCUGCGGAACACCAAGCCCGGAAAAUGAUUACCAAGGAACGUGAAUGGGUUCAGACGAACCUUCUUAAAGGUGGCACCGACACCAUACCUAUCUCCAGUACUCAGCAAUUCGUCAGAACUGCACCACCACCAGGUUCUGAAGGUUCUCAAAAGUUCAAACAACCACGGCCUGUUUCCAAUCCCCAGACCAAGGCGUAUUGUCAGAUGUUGCAAAUUGCGAAUAUGAUCAAUCAGUAGAAGGGGGCGGACCAAGGCUGUCAGGAAAUAGGCACAACAUUGCACCCCAAAAUACUCAAAUUGUACAACACCUCCUCUUCGAUAAUACACCCCAUUCACCACAAACAAAUGUCAUCCAGG